UUGGUUUUUGUGUUUCGUGGUUGAGAAAGCGAAAGAGAAAGAAAGAUAUGGUAGGACCGUCGAGACCACAGUUUGUGUUGUUUGGAUCUUCCAUAGUUCAGUAUAGCUAUUAUGAAGGUUGGGGAGCUACUCUUUCUCAUGUCUAUGCUCGUAAGGCUGAUAUAAUCUUGAGAGGAUAUGCUGCUUGGAAUUCAAGGCGUGCUUUGGAGGUUUUGGAUACAAUUUUUCCCAAGGAUGCCAUAGAACAACCAUCACUGGUGAUUGUGUACUUUGGUGGAAAUGAUUCUACUAUACCGAAUCCAAAUGGCAUUGGUCCUCAUGUUCCAUUAGAUGAAUACAAGGAAAAUAUGAGAAAGAUUGCUAUGCAUGUGAAGAACCUUUCUGACAAGACUCGAACAAUAUUUCUUACUACUCCUCCCAUCAAUGAGGCACAAAUCCUUCACAACAUUGUACAGGGGCAAGUAGAGAGGACAAACGAAGCUUGUAGAAUAUAUGCAGAAGCAUGCAUGGAGGUGUGUCGUGAGAUGAAUAUCAAGGGCAUUGAUCUGUGGUCUGCUAUUAAAAAAAUUGAUAACUGGCAAGAUGUUUGCUUCAUUGAUGGAAUUCAUUUGACAAAUGUGGGAAGUAAGAUUGUAUCAAAAGAGAUAUUGGAUGUACUUAAAGAAGCAAAUUGGGAACCCAGUCUUUAUUGGAAGGCAAUUCCAAGUGAAUUUGGAGAAGAUUCACCUUAUGAUGUUGUUGAACCUGAUGGAAAGACAACUUUUAAUAUGUCUAACCUUAUCUUCCCUGACAAUGACCAAUGGGACUAGACUUAAAACACAUGUUGCAAUUCACAGCAUGCUCAGCAAUAGUCACCAAAUCACAGACUUCA
Molecule: messenger RNA, 871 nt
Organism: Vigna umbellata (rice bean)
Lineage: Eukaryota; Viridiplantae; Streptophyta; Magnoliopsida; Fabales; Fabaceae
Product: GDSL esterase/lipase WDL1-like
Molecular function (GO): hydrolase activity, acting on ester bonds
Source: RefSeq, a predicted model, not a curated record